This is a messenger RNA of Monosiga brevicollis MX1, 3117 nucleotides long. RefSeq lists its product as uncharacterized. The transcript is spliced from 13 exons. Bases 1 to 3117 code for a protein of 1038 amino acids. Lineage: Eukaryota; Choanoflagellata; Craspedida; Salpingoecidae. The record is from RefSeq and is a predicted model, not a curated record.
AUGCCUGUGGCAAGCUUGGCGGCCCUGACGCCGCUUCUUGUCGAUCGCGAACAGCUGGGCCAGGCACGAACCGACAUUGAGCGUGCCUUAUUAUACCAUGGCUCGCUGACCAUAUCCAAGCACAUUUAUGCGGCUCGUGGCAUUGAUGUCUUCCUCUUAACCGACCUCUUCCUGAUCACUCGCCAUCUCGAGGAAGAGGGCAAGUAUCAGCUCUUAUGCGAACCCUUGGACCUGGAUCAAUGCAACAUCACCCACGUCUAUUACAACGAUAACUGCGAGUUUGCCAUCGAGGAAAGCUUCAAGCAGCAGAGCAGCAAAAAGCGCACCGCCUCUCGCCGCCAAUCCAACACCCCUGAAGAUGUGAUUGGGUUUCGUGCGCCCACGGGUGAGGAGAAGCAGCACUGGCUCUAUCGCAUUCACAGCGCCAUUUGCCAAGCCAAAGGCAUUCCCAAUACCAUGAAAUCUCCAGCCCAGCAUGAGCUGGUGGAGAUGCGUCGCGACCAAUCCAUCAAUCGCCAGCGCUUUGCCACAAGAGACGACCCCACCGCUACACUUCGAAGCGUUCAUGACAAAACAAGCUCUUCCAUGCUGCGCCCCAGUACCAACUCCAACGAGUCCUCAACUCCAUCAAGCCGCCGUGGAUCAUUCGUGCGCUCAGACGAACAGUUGCUGCGCCCCCCUCGACGAAUGUCGAAUAGCAACUCGAGACGCUCGUCCUCGGCCGCGCUGCUGGGAAACACACCUCCCGUACCAGAGGAUAGCGUGCUGCUUACUCCGACUCAGCGCACACGAUCAACGCCCCCAAAUUCAUCAACCGCCACCACAACUACACAAACACGGCGACGCUCCCAAGAUACUCUCCGACCCAGCUCCAUUCGCCGCAAAUUCGAAGCGCGUGCUCAGGGCGAAGCCUUGACGCCACCUCGACCUGGUCAAGCUUAUGAAAGCCCCAUGUUGCGUCAGCUCCAAAGCAAAGGUGCCAAAAGCCGGGUCCAAACACUGGCCAACGCCUAUAGCCGUGAAAGCUCCAGCGACUCUCUUCUGCAUGCCGAGGCUCCCGCCGCUUCGCGUUCACGCCGCAUCUCUCACGUGACGUGGGAUGAUGCCACUGUGCGUGCAGCUUAUGCGCAAAGCCGUGACUACUUUGCCCGUUUGGAUGGCAAGUUGGGUGAUACACCCACGCGCAAUGCCGCGCCCCGAAGAAGCUCCCUGGAUGCCUUGCCUAUCGUCGAGGGAGAGGUGUCUCAAGAGCUGCUCGAUUGGGAUUUGGAGUUUGACAUGGAUCUUGCCGAGUGUGACGCAAACGAUAGCGAGGAUGGAAGUCGAGCCGCCUCACGCUUGCAAGAUAGGAGAGCUCAGUCGCCCAACCCCCUUCAGCCACACAGCGUGAUCGCCACUUCGGCUUCCCCCCAAGCUUUGGCUCGUGCCAGAUCACCGACGCCCCCUCCCAAAAAAGCUGUUGUGGAUUACACCGAUCCCACUCUGCCCUACACUCCACCAAGGCGGAUGGUACAGGGAGCUGAAGGCAGGCUGGCCCCCGUUGUGAAGCGCAGUCAGAGCUUUGAGGCACUCAAGGAUUAUCAUGAACAUGCUUUUGAUGAAGCUGACAUGCCGGCCCCCACCGCUGCAACACCCAUUACCAAGCCGAAUAACAAACUUCGCCGCCUAUGGUCCAAGCGCGCAAAGAACGGUCCUGAGGAGGCCAGUGGACAUGGUCGCAAGAGUCGUAAAGCGCGCUCAGGCACGCCCGUCAAUGUUCCGGCACUGGACAGCGAGGAAACGGCCGCCAGGCAGCUAGGCAGCUCGUCGCUGCGCGCCGUCCGCAGGUCGGUGCUGUCCACCGCACCGCGGCCUUGGAGCACGUCUUUUGAGGCGGCAACCGGGGAUGAUCCAUUCCAAGCCAUUCUCAACAACAGCCACGAUGGCAAGGAUGCUGGCGUGCUCAAGCGGCGUCACUCGUCUGUGGGCCUGGAAGCAGCCAUCCCCAUUGGCGAAUGUGAUGCCUUGCCCUCCCCGUCCCAUGCCUCGACGCUUGAUCACGAGGAGAACCGCUGCACAUCAACGCCCACAUCAUCAGAGCCACCAAGCCCCAAGGCCGCCAACUCGCCAUUGGCACGGCGUGGGAGCGCGGUGUCCAUAUCAGUGGCCGCCACCGGCGAGGAAAGCAUGGUACGAAUGGCCCAGAGCCAACAAGCAGCCCUAUCCAUGCUCGAGGAUCAGCCGCCCUCUGAGAAGGUGAUGCAAGCGCGCUUGCGCGAUGAAACGGCUGGCACAUAUGAGUUUAUGCCUCUUCGGGGCCGGCCGGCAACAUCGCCACGCGUCUUGACGCCAACCAAGAGGUAUUCGCGGGAGGCGAGACACUCGAUGGUGUUGGAUCUCUCCUUCUUGGACACGGAGCGUCACAAGCAACCCAUGGAACCGUUGAAUUUCCCUGCCAAGUCCCAGCAAGCAACUGAUGAGUCUGUCCAUCAGGCAAAGGUUUCUCUGGCGAAAGACCGGGCCCUUGCGGCUGAGCAGGAAGCACGCGCUCGUCAAACAGCUCAGAUGCCUGGAGGAGUAACCUUGGGUCAGUACCUCGAGUCCACAUGGGCCGAGUUGAUGAACGCCAACGGUCAUAUGUCUGCCAGCCAGCGACACACGCUUUUGACACAGUUGAUGCAGGAGCAACAUGAGAAGCACUCGCUUCUCGAGAUUUUGCGCGAACGCCAGCAGCACUCUCAGCAGCCCGCGCCAGAAGCCUCUCAUCGGCAGAGAUGGACUGGUGAUCUCAAUGUGGAUGUUUACGGCACACAGCAGCCCUUGAGUGACAAGGCCAGUGGCAGCCUUAAUGCCAGCCCAAAGCAGGUCAAUGCAAAGCCGAGCAAUGUACACGCACCUCAAGGCCAACCAGGCUUGACCCGAGUAAGCACGGGUGGGCUAGCAGAGGGCCGGGCCGAUCCGCGACACAUACCUGAGGACGUACUGGCGAUGUACGAGUCGGACCUCAUGAUCACGGUACCAUCCGACCCAGUGCCGGCGGUCGUGAAAUGGGUCAUGCCAGAGCUUACUCAGUUGGUGGUUCAGGACAUCCGUACUCCAUACAGCAACUCCCUCUUCGGCGGCAAGGAACGCGCAUAA